AUGGCUCCGCAACCCGAGAAGAGCCAAUUGAAGCGCCCGCGCGGCUCGUUGCCAGAUGAUGAGACUGAGACCAAGAAACCUCGACGAGCUGAGCGCCUCGAGGCUGAUCCAGACAAGACCCCAAUUGUCAACAAGCAACAUCUGCCAUCACCUCUCACACAUCUUACCGAUGACUCCAACGAGCUCAACAAGGAGCCUACCGCGACUCCCCCGGGACAGAAGCAACACGAGAUAACCCCCAAGAAGACUGAAGACACAUACUCUCAAGGCCAAGCGCUAUCGUCACCACCUCAAGACACUCAACCACUCAGCCAGUUCGUUGAUCGCCACCCUGCCAUCUCCGACGACAUCGAAGACGAAAUUCGCGAAGGUGUCUGGGGAUACCUCGUUCCGCUUGAUCCGAAGUAUGGCGACAAGCCGAUCGUCCUGAAGAAACGAAGCGCAUGCCCCCUACCAGACACAGUGGCCGAUUCCGCCAAGCAGGAUAAUAAACAUCAUACCAACGAGAACGGCAAGUCCGCUGCGAUGAAAGACGAAGAGGCCUUUGAGAAGAAGAAGAAGGAAAAGGGCGUCUCUUCUGGUGGUUAUCUAAUUGGACGCCACCCCGAGUGUGACAUUGUUGUCAACGACGGUAUUGUGUCGAACCGGCAUUGCCUUAUUUUCACCGAAAACAAAGGUAACGAUACUGUCGCAAUUGUUGAGGAUCUGUCGAGCAACGGGACGUACGUCAACGAAGCCAUCGUGGGCCGAAAUCAGCGCCGCGAACUUGAGGAGCAAGAUGAGAUUGCUGUCCACGGCAAGGCGCGUUUUGUCUUCCGCUACCCCCAGAGUCGACAGACAAGCGCUUUUCUGCAACAGUACACUCUUUUAGAGAAGCUUGGAAAGGGUCAUUUUGCCGAGGUUUAUCUAUGCGUCGAGAAGGCCACUGGCCAGCGCUUCGCAGUCAAGAUUUUCACAAAGCACCCUGGCGUGGAGGAUCGCUCAAAGACGGAGGGCUUGCAGCAGGAAAUCGGUGUAUUGAUGGGGGUUAGUCACCCAAACGUUCUUUGCCUAAAGGACACUUUCAACGAGCGUGAUCGCGUGUAUUUGGUGCUCGAGUUGGCACCAGAGGGAGAACUUUUCAACUACAUCGUGAUGAAGCAGAAGCUCAGCGAAGAUGAGUCAAGGAAGUUGUUUGUGCAGCUCUUCCAGGGUAUCAAGUACUUGCAUGAACGUAACAUUGUGCACCGAGAUAUCAAGCCUGAGAAUAUCCUGCUGGUUGAUAAGAAUCUGCAUGUAAAGCUUGCUGACUUUGGCCUGGCCAAAAUUAUUGGAGAAGAAUCUUUCACAACUACACUAUGUGGAACGCCCAGCUAUGUUGCGCCUGAGAUUCUCGCAGACUCCAAGCAGCGCAAGUACACAAAGGCCGUCGAUGUCUGGUCUUUGGGAGUUGUGCUUUACAUUUGCUUGUGUGGUUUCCCACCUUUCUCCGAUGAGCUCUACUCGCGCGACUUCCCCUUCACACUCUCCCAGCAGAUCAAGAGUGGUCGUUUCGACUACCCUUCCCCUUAUUGGGACUCCGUAGGAGACCCAGCCCUUGACCUCAUCGACUCUAUGUUGAUUGUUGAUCCCGAGAAGAGAUUCACGAUUGACCAGUGCCUGCAACACCCGUGGCUCACACAGAGUAGCCCCGGUGUAAAUGACAGCACUGGUGGUCUCGUCGGAGGCAUUGCAGGCCUCGAGGUCAACCGAAGAGCCCCUGCUCGUGAACGAACUUUGCUGGCCUCUCUCAACACUGUGCAGGUCACUGCUCAGCUUGAAGUUGGCAAGGACAAGAACCCCGUGAAGGUGUUCUCAAAGAACAAAGGUCGCGUUACCAAUAUUGCAAAGGAGUCUGACCCCGCCGCUCAACGGGCACCAGACGAAUUCAUUGAGAUGGGAGGUAAGGGCGACCAAGAAUUAUUCGCGGACGAUGAUUCGAGCAUUUACCCAAUAGGUGAUAAUGGCGAGAAGAUCAAAGCCAACAAGGCCAAGCGAUAA
This is a messenger RNA of Fusarium oxysporum Fo47, 2019 nucleotides long. RefSeq names its product kinase-like domain-containing protein. Gene Ontology annotation, biological process: protein phosphorylation; mitotic DNA damage checkpoint signaling. Gene Ontology annotation, cellular component: nucleus. The record is from RefSeq and is a predicted model, not a curated record. Gene Ontology annotation, molecular function: protein serine/threonine kinase activity; ATP binding; protein binding. NCBI's taxonomy places the organism in Eukaryota, Fungi, Ascomycota, Sordariomycetes, Hypocreales, Nectriaceae. Bases 1 to 2019 code for a protein of 672 amino acids. The transcript has 5 exons.